Messenger RNA from Hyla sarda, 2587 nucleotides. Its product is annotated as prolyl endopeptidase FAP-like. The record is from RefSeq and is a predicted model, not a curated record. The transcript has 25 exons. NCBI's taxonomy places the organism in Eukaryota, Metazoa, Chordata, Amphibia, Anura, Hylidae. Bases 349 to 2385 code for a protein of 678 amino acids. Gene Ontology annotation, biological process: proteolysis. Gene Ontology annotation, molecular function: dipeptidyl-peptidase activity; serine-type endopeptidase activity.
UGGAUCCCAUUGAUUAUAAUAGGGUUCGUUGUUUUAGAGGAGUGUAGUGGGAGAAAAAGACGGAGCAUGCACUAAUUUUUCUCCCGCUAUACUCCUGUCAUUUUACAAUGGCCAGUGUACUUCCAGGUCACAACGGCAGUUUGAAGCUAGCCCAACUGUGGUAAUAGUAGUGACGGGACACGUUGAAGGGUUUGCUAUUGUUCUGCGAGGAGAGGAGAUGGCCUCCGCACCUUUACAUUUGAAGAUGUGUUCAACAGUUCAUUCUACACCCAGCAAUAUUAUCACACAUGGAUUUCACACAAUGAAUAUGUUCACAAAACUGAAGAUGGAAAUGUCCUAGUUUAUAAUAUGGACACGGGUAGGACAUCCACUAUUUUAAAAAAUACAACAUUUAAUGAUGUCAAUGCAACAAAUUAUUUCCUGUCACCAGAUAGAAAAUUUGCCGCCUUCGAAAGCGAUUACAAAAAACAAUGGAGAUACUCUUAUACGGCGACCUACCACAUUUAUGAUAUAGACAAUGGAGUAUUUAUAAAAACAAAUGAACUACCUCCUAACAUUCAGUACAUAUCCUGGUCAUCUGUUGGCCACAAAUUGGUGUAUGUUGUGGAUAGUAAUAUUUAUUUAAUACAUGAACCUGGACAAUUACCCAUUCAAUUAACGAAUGAUGGGAAAGAAGAUGAAAUAUUUAAUGGAAUUCCAGAUUGGGUCUAUGAAGAGGAGAUGCUGGGGUCAAAAUAUGCUAUCUGGUGGUCUCCAAAUAACAAGUUUAUAGCAUACGUCCAGUUUAAUGAUAAAGAUGUACCUCUAAUAGAAUAUCCUUUCUAUGGUGAAGACCAGUAUCCAAAAACUGUCAAAAUACCAUAUCCAAAGGCCGGAGCGAAAAACCCGACAGUGAAAGUUUUCAUUGUACAAGUCGAUGAUCCAUCAUAUAAUAAAAUCCAGGUGCCCGUCCCUUCACUGAUCUCUUCAAGUGAAUACUGCUUCAGCUGGGUGACAUGGAUCCACGAUGAGAGGGUCAGUGUACAGUGGGUGACACGAAUACAGAACAUAUCAAUAAUAUCCAUAUGUGACUAUGAGCAGAGCUCCAAACACUGGAUGUGUCCAAAGAAUCGUCAGCAUGUUGAAGCAAGUAAGACAGGAUGGAUUGGCGUGUUUUUUCCCUCUCUUCCGGUUUUCACGUCAGAUAGCAUAUCCUUCUACCAGAUCCUCAGUGACCCGGCUGGCUAUAAACAUAUCCAUUAUAUCAAUGACACCAUGGAUAAUGCUGUCCAAAUUACCAAAGGACUCUGGGAAGUGACUCACAUAAUAUAUGUUACAGACCAAGCUAUAUAUUAUACAAGUAAUGAAUUUGAAGGAUUUCCAGGAAGAAGGAAUGUUUAUCGAAUCUCACUCCAAGGAAGCCGUCCAGAAAAACAAUGUCUCACCUGCACGUUAAGGAAGGAUCGGUGCCAGUAUAAUUAUGCCAAGUUUAGUACCAAUGCUAAGUACUAUACGGUCAGCUGUUGGGGUCCGGGGCUUCCUAUCCAAACAAUUCACAAUGGCACUACUGAUAGAGAACUCCAGAUCCUACAGGACAACCAGCAACUGGAAUCCAAUCUUCUCGGAGUGCAGAUGCCUACAGACAAAAUUGGGAGCAUUACACAGAAUGGAAUAACAUUCUGGUACAAGAUGACCUUACCUCCUCGAUUUGAUCGGUCAAGGAAGUAUCCUCUUCUUCUCUAUGUGUAUGGUGGACCUUCCAGUCAGGAGGUGCACCAUUCAUAUUCUAUUGGCUGGAAAACCUAUUUGGCAAGCACUGAGGACAUCAUUGUUGCAUCAGUGGAUGGCAGGGGAACAGCUUAUCAAGGGGACAAGUUUAUGCACGCUAUAUAUAAAAAGCUUGGAACACUGGAGAUUGAAGAUCAAAUAUUUGCAGUAAAAAAAUUUAUUCAAAUGGGAUUCAUCGAUGAAAAACGAAUAGCAAUUUGGGGUUGGUCAUAUGGUGGUUAUGUAACAUCCAUGGUCCUUGGCCAGGGUACAGGCCUUUUUAAAUGUGGAAUGGCGGUUGCUCCAGUGUCUAAUUGGGAAUAUUAUGCAUCCAUCUAUACAGAGAGGUAUAUGGGGCUUCCAACAAAAUCAGACAACCUUGAAAAUUAUCAGAAUUCGACUGUGAUGUCCAGAGUAGAGAAUUUCAGGAAAGUAGAUUACUUACUCAUUCACGGAACAGCAGAUGAUAAUGUACAUUUCCAACAAGCCGCUCAGAUUUCGAAAGCUUUGGUUGACGCCCAAGUGGAUUUUGAAGCAAUGUGGUACACGGACAAGGAUCAUUCAAUCGCCGGAUCUGGAAGAAAACAUCUAUACAAUCACAUGACUCAUUUUCUUAAGAAAUGCUUUUCUCUAUCAUGAGUUGAAGUCACUGACCUUCCAGUAUACUAUAUUUUUAAAGUUCGACUUAUUUUGACAAAUGAUCAUUUGCUGUGCAGGCAAAUCUUCAGCCAGAUUUAUUUGUUGUGAUUUGUUUUUCAAUUGUUACACCUUAAAACUCAGUUAUUAAAAUCUUGUAUAUAGUAAAAAACUACUAAUUCUACUAAAUAAAUAAAUAAACAAU